Periconia digitata is the source of this 468-nucleotide messenger RNA. The record is from the annotation of a GenBank genome assembly. NCBI's taxonomy places the organism in Eukaryota, Fungi, Ascomycota, Dothideomycetes, Pleosporales, Periconiaceae.
UUCCCAGAGCCUCGCCAACACAAAAGAAGAAAUAAAAACUCAAAAGAACUAUCCCAUGAACUCGGAACGAUGAGGAAUCAGGAUACGCAUAUCAGAUCAAGGGAGCAGCCAGCCACCAUCGUAUGUACUUAUACUAAGCUUACAUACGCAGCGCAUCGCCUCGCGUUAGAUUCCAGAUUGCCAGGACUAUCUCAUUUUCUACCUCCAUUUGAUCAUCUCAAACGUUCGAGUAAGCACACCAUUUCAAUGUAUCUCGUAUGGACAACGACCACAAGCCCUUUUAGAGCAAUAAACUACAAGCAGCGUAGCUUUCUCCCAAUCCCCCUAAAAAAGAGGCCAAAACCCGCAUUCUAUUUUCGUACACAACAAAGUACAUCAAUCUCCACCUCUCUCACCCUUCCCUUCCCCCCAAAAAUCACUAAGCCCCCCUCCCCGCACAACCCUCAAUCCCAAACCUACCAAGCUUAA